AUGUGCUCCACCAAUUUCGCUGCGUACAUCGAAGCCUUACGAGCACAUCCUUUGGCAGUGAAAGCAGCACCCAUGCCGCCCUGUCCACUGGCUAAUCAAGUAACGAUUAAAACACAUUCCAUUGCUAUCAAUGGUGUCGAUCGCAUGAUUCAGCAGACGGGCAUGAUAGUCCCAGAGAACGCCUACCUAUUCAUUCUUGGCAAUGACAUCGCUGGAGAAGUCGUCGCGGUUGGUAGCUCUGUUUCAAAGGUCAAGCCAGGAGAUCGUGUUGUUGCUUAUGUGGACAAGGGAUACUUUCAAUUAUUUACCACAGUUGAAUAG
Messenger RNA from Cadophora gregata, 321 nucleotides. RefSeq lists its product as uncharacterized. Gene Ontology annotation, cellular component: cytoplasm. NCBI's taxonomy places the organism in Eukaryota, Fungi, Ascomycota, Leotiomycetes, Helotiales, Ploettnerulaceae. The coding region runs from base 1 to 321 and encodes 106 amino acids. Gene Ontology annotation, biological process: cellular response to oxidative stress. The record is from RefSeq and is a predicted model, not a curated record. Gene Ontology annotation, molecular function: quinone reductase (NADPH) activity. The transcript has a single exon.